Molecule: messenger RNA, 1302 nt
Organism: Blumeria graminis f. sp. triticale
Lineage: Eukaryota; Fungi; Ascomycota; Leotiomycetes; Helotiales; Erysiphaceae
Source: the annotation of a GenBank genome assembly
AUGGCAGGAAAACUAUCUAAGGCUGAUCGCGACAUUAUUGCACAACAGAAAGACAACAAUUUUGAGUCAGAUCAAUCGGUCGCAAGUAUUUCGGGCAAGACAAGGCCCAGCAAUUACAAGAUGGACGAGUCAAGGUCCAAUAGGAAAUCCAAUGUGAGAAGGAAGAAUGUGGAUAACGAGUCUAGUUCUUCGGCGAGAAGCAACGAACAGUCCGACAGCGACGACGAUUGGUGGAAUCCUCCUCAAGGGACGUUACAAGUAACUACAGCAGAAACUAAUCUCAGUUGGGAUCAAUUACAGUGGAAACCUCACAAGGACCACUUCUUACGCGGCUUCCAGAACUGGGGAGUUUAUAAAAAUGACGUGAUGCUCGCUUUGCAGUCGAUAGGGUAUGUUAAAGGGAUCAAAUUAUCAAAUCUAGAUAAAGCAAAUUUCGGAUCAGUGAUCAGGAGAUCAGUGACCGAUAACCCAAGAAGGAUCAUUGAAGAUCCAAGCAGCGGGUCGGAUAUGAUGAAAUUACUCAACAAGACAUAUCGACAGUCUGGCACAAUACAGGCUGAAAACUUCUUCAAUGACCUAAUAGAGCUGACUUACUACGGAGGUAACGCUAUUGAUUUCGUGACAAAAUUUAGAGUCUGCGUUAUAGAAUUUAAAUCAACUGGUCAGGAGUUAGCUGACAAUAUCACAAUACUUAUAUUCAAACGUGCGGUCGAGAAAAGGGCCCACAGAUGGGAUUAUGAGGCCUCACAAACCUCAAAAACCAAACAAUGGUCGUUGGAAGAACUAAUCAACGAUUUCAUCUCCAACCACAGCCUCAAGGCUUUUCAGAACACAAACAAACACCAUUCCAACAAAGACUUUCUGGUAAACAACAACUUUGACAACAAAAAGAGAGAUAAAGCCAAUAUUCGGCUAGGUCAAAUUGAAAACAGAGGCAAGCUGGCCUUUAAACCAAAAAUAAAUAAGGGUGACAAGAACCCUGAGAGUAAGAACCAAGUUGUAUGUUACAAUUGUGGAAAAAGUGGUCACUAUGCAAAUAAUUGCCAUAGCAAGAGGGGAACAACUCAAGGUCCUCAUCGAUGUCACAUCUGUAGGGGCAAUCACUAUGCAAGGGAGUGCCCAGCUCGAAAGUCAGAUCACGAUCGUCCUUUAAAUCAAAAUUCAACGAAGGGCAAAGAAAAGAUGAUCGAGUAUAAUGUUGGUAAUGAUUGGUACGAAGAGUGGAUGGAAGAAAAUGGGAUAGUAAACAACCCAGAGAUCGAAGGGACUCAAGUAAUGAUGAUAGCUCAUGCUAUGGAGUAG